CCCGCCCCCUCUUCGGCACGUGACCAGCCGAGUCUAUAAAAAGCCGAUCGCAACGCUGGCAAUUUUUUACUCAUUGCCCAGAUUCAGCGAACAUGGCGUCGUCGAGUCGGUGAGUGUCUCGCCGCAGCUGCUGUGCUGUAAUGUCGUCGAGUAGCGGCUGUCUCAAUAGCUGCCUACCUCUCUGCUGAAGGCGAUUGUAGGAGGAGGAGGCGGCCUAGUGCCUGGCUCUGUCUCCCCCAGUAACCCUCUCUGCCGGCUACGGAGGAGCUCCAUGGGGCUCUCACACGACUACCACACAGGCUGCACAGUGCCAGGACUGGGUGUAGGCCUCACUUCUUGUAAACAAUAUCGGACUCGGUGUAUUAUGCCCCAUGUGACACGGUCAUAUAUUGUACUAUCACUUCCUGUUAUCGCCCCAGCUCUCACCAUGUCCUGGCAGGUCACCAUUCCCCAGCAGCUCUCACCGUGUCCUGGCAGGUCACCAUUCCCCAGCAGCUCUCACCGUGUCCUGGCAGGUCACCAUUCCCCAGCAGCUCUCACCGUGUCCUGGCAGGCCACCAUUCCCCAGCAGCUCUCGCCGUGUCCUGGCAGGCCACCAUUCCCCAGCAGCUCUCACCUUGUCCUGGCAGGCCCCCAUUCCCCAGCAGCUCUCGCCGUGUCCUGGCAGGCCACCAUUCCCCAGCAGCUCUGACCGUGUCCUGGCAGGUCCCCAUUCCCCAGCAGCUCUCGCCGUGUCCUGGCAGGCCACCAUUCCCCAGCAGCUCUCGCCGUGUCCUGGCAGGUCCCCAUUCCCCAGCAGCUCUCGCCGUGUCCUGGCAGGCCACCAAUUCUGGCGGCUCGCUGGGUGUGCGGCGGUUAUUCCCCAGCAGCUCAUGCGUUGCGUGUCCUGGCAGGCACCAUUCCCCAGCGGCUCAGGUAUGCAAGCGGUACCGUUGGCAGCUCUCUUGGCGUGUCCUGGCAGGCCACCAUUCCCCAGCAGCUCUCGCCGUGUCCUGGCAGGCCACCAUUCCCCAGCAGCUCUCGCCGUGUCCUGGCAGGCCACCAUUCCCCAGCAGCUCUCGCCGUGUCCUGGCAGUUCACCAUUCCCCAGCAGCUCUGACCGUGUCCUGGCAGGUCACCAUUCCCCAGCAGCUCUGACCGUGUCCUGGCAUUCCCCAGCAGCUCUGACCGUGUCCUGGCAGGUCCCCAUUCCCCAGCAGCUCUCGCCGUGUCCUGGCAGGCCACCAUUCCCCAGCAGCUCUCGCCGUGUCCUGGCAGGUCCCCAUUCCCCAGCAGCUCUCGCCGUGUCCUGGCAGGCCACCAUUCCCCAGCAGCUCUCGCCGUGUCCUGGCAGGCCACCAUUCCCCAGCAGCUCUCGCCGUGUCCUGGCAGGUCCCCAUUCCCCAGCAGCUCUCGCCGUGUCCUGGCAGGUCCCCAUUCCCCAGCAGCUCUCGCCGUGUCCUGGCAGGUCCCCAUUCCCCAGCAGCUCUCGCCGUGUCCUGGCAGGUCCCCUUUCCCCAGCAGCUCUCGCCGUGUCCUGGCAGGUCACCUUUCCCCAGGAGCUCUCGCCGUGUCCUGGCAGGUCACCUUUCCCCAGGAGCUCUCGCCGUGUCCUGGCAGGUCACCUUUCCCCAGGAGCUCUCGCCGGGUCCUGGCAGGUCACCUUUCCCCAGGAGCUCUCGCCGGGUCCUGGGGGGGUCCCCGUGCCUCGUCGGGUCCUGGGGGGGUCCCUGGCUGCCUCGCCGUGUCCUGGCGGGUCACCGUGCCCUGGACUGUACUCCCAAUACCUAGUUUUCUGGGGGCUGUGUAAUCCACUAUGGCUGUGUUACUAUAAUACAUAGUGUCUCACUGCGAAUACACACAUACAGCACUAUUCCACAGACUCUUUCAAUAGGCUCAUUGUAAGUCCGUAAUGGAUCCACUGUGUCCCUCCAGCUGCUUAGCACCGUUCAUGUGAUUGCUCAGCUGUGGUCAUAUGGAAAAAUGUAGCUGUAGUUACUUGAGUUUUGUUCGAUUCAACAAGCAUUUAUAUUUCUUGUCAAUUCUCUACUUGUUUUAGUUCUGGCCCUUGUUGUACAAGCUUUUGAGUAAUGACAGGAUUUCCUUUGUGUACAUCUGUAAUAUUGUGUAUGGUAAACAAAGGAAUAAUGCAGCUGGAUGUAUAGGAUAAAAUCAGUGGAGGUGACACAAGUCACUAUGGAAUUUAUUGGCAACCAUUAGUCGUCAUCCAUUAUAUGGGAAGUUAUGGAAGCAAACCUCAUAGCUCUUCAUUGCUAUGCUUACUCUGGCACAUUCUCCUCUAUAAAAUAUAACUGCUUAUAGUCCCAACUCAUGUGUACUGUGAUACACAUAUAACCACUGACACAAAAAAAUAUUUUUUAUCUUCUAUGUUGUCUUGUGUCCUGUGGGGCUUCUUCAAUAAAGUUGGACACUGUUCAGUUGUCACAUUUUGACUUUUUCACCGUAACUAUUGUCACAAGGCAAAGUUGUUUAUUUCUUCAGAAUUUGCACUUCUGUUCAGCUCCUUUCUAACGAUUCAUCCUGUCUCUGUUGGUGUCCCCCAGGGCUCUGUACUUGGUACCCUUCCAUUUUCUCUUUAUACUGCCUCUCUUGGUAAACUUAUUACCUAAUUUCUAUUCCAAUGCCACCUGUACGUUGAUAACACUACCUCACUUCUUCCCUGCCGUCCUGCAACGUGUCACUGCUUGCCUUUCUUCCAUCUCUGACUGGAUGUCCUCCUGAUUUUUGAAACUCAAUCUCUCUAAAACCAAACUCCUUGUCUUUCCUCCUCCUAACACUGAUCCUUCUCUUUCGCUCUCACUUCAAGUUACUGGUACUCACAUCAGUCCAUCCUUGCAAGCACGCUGUCUUGGCAUUAUACUUUAUGCUGACCUCACAUUUGAGACUCUCAUCCAGUCUGUUACCAACUCCUGUAGAUUCCACCUUAAAAACAUAGCCUGCAUCAGCCCCUUUCUUAAGCAAGAUGCUACUAAGGAACUUGUCCAUGCUCUAGUAAUCGCUCGCAUGGAUUAUUGUAACGCUCUCCUAAUAGGUCUUCCCACAAGUCUUAUUGCCCCGCUACAGUCUGUAAUGAAGGCUGCCGCCAUACUGAUUUUCCUCUCCUGUUCCGCCUCACCUCUCCCUUCUGUCAGUUUUUACAUUGGCUUCCUGUAUCCUAUAGGAGUCAAUUCAAGGUACUAAUCCACAUCUAUAAUGCACUGACCAAUUCUAUCCCCUCCUAUAUCUCACUGUUCUGCAGGUAUGCCCCUUCUUGGUCUCUCUGCUCUGCCCAUGAUCUUUUCCUGUCCGCUGCUCGCACCCGUACGACCAACUCACGCUUGCAGGACUUCUCGCAGAUGGCUCCUUUCCUUUGGAAUAGCCUGCCUACGACCAAGCUCUCCCCUAGUCUUCAAUCCUUUAAAAAGUGCCUCAAAACUCAUCUUUUUAGGAAAGUUUAUGGCUUCCCAGAGUAACCUCUACCUCACAUACAUGUCCCUUGCUCUCUCCUAAAGGGCCACACUCUAUUAUCUACUUCUGCCCUGCUUCACUCUAACUUGUUUGAUUGCUAUCUCCUGUCCUGUUUUAUGCCCCACCACCUAUAGACUGUAAGCUUGUUUGAGCAGGGCCCUCUUCAACCUAUUGUUCCUGCAACUUUUUGUAAUUGUCUCAUUUAUUGUUAAAUCUCCCCCUUUGUUAAUAUUGUAAAGUGCUAUGGACUAUGCUUGCGCUAUAUAAAUACCAGUAAUAAUGUCCUUGUAGUAGUUUUUCUACUUUUAAAUAGUCUCCUCCUUUACAGUUUAUUCCCUCUUUAUAUUUAAAUGAUUCUAUCAUAUCCACCCUGUCUCGUCUUUCCUCCAAGCUAUACAUGUUAAGAUCCUUUAAAGGACCACUAUAGUCACCUAAAUUACUUUAGCUAAAUAAAGCAGUUUUAAUGUAUAGAUCAUUCCCCUGCAAUUUCACUGUCAUUUAGGAGUUAAAUCAUUUUGUUUCUGUUUAUUCAGCCCUAGUCACACUUCCACUGGCUAGGCUUGACAGAGCCUGCAUGGAAAAAAAAAAUGGUUUCACUUUCAAACAGAUGUAAUUUACCUUAAAUAAUUGUAUCUCAAUCUCUAAAUUGAACUUUAAUCACAUGCUAGACCCUGCAAGAGCCUCCUGUAAGUUAUUAACAUAGCAGGGGAUAGGAAAAUCUUAUAAUAAAGAGAGCCUAAAUAGGGCUCUCUUUACAGGAAGUGUUUAUGGAAGGCUGUGCAAGUCACAUGCAGGGAAGUGUGACUAGGGUUCAUAAACAAAGGGAUUUGACUCCUAAAUGCCAGAGGAUUGAGCAGUGAGGCUGCAGGGGCAUGUUCUAUACACCAAAACUGCUUCAUUGAGCUAAAGUUGUUCAGGUCACUAUAGUGUCCCUUUAACCUUUGCUUGUAAGUUUUAUCCUGCAAUCCAUGAACCAGUUUAGUAGCCCUACUCUGAACUCUCUCUAAAGUAUCAAUAUCCUUCUGGAGAUACGGUCUCCAGUACUGCGUACAAUGCUCCAAGUGAGGUCUCACCAGUGUUCUGUACAAUGGCAUGAGCACUUCCCUCUUUCUACUGCUAAUACCUGUCCCUAUACAAUGCUCACUAUACAAGCAUUCUGCUAGUAUUUCCUACUGUUUAUUACAUUGUCUGUCUACGUUUAAGUCAUCUGAAAUAAAUACUCCUAAAAAACUUUUCUCAGAUGUUGAGGUUAGGAGUGUAUCAAAUAUUCUGUACUCUGCCCUUGGGGUUUUAUGUCCAAGAUGCAUUAUCUUGCACUUAUCCACAUUAAAUGUCAGCUGACCAUUUUUCUAGUCUACAUAAAUCAUUUCCAUUUGGCUUAUCCCUCCUGCAACAUCAACCCUGUUACAUAUCUGUUACAGUAUCAGCAAAAAUACAUACUUUACCAUCUGUGGGAAGUUACUGUAUCUUUCUUAGAAAGGAUAUUAGUUGCCAUUUGCAUUACUAUACUCUGUAUUGCAAUGGUGUACCGCCUGGGAUUGCUCUCAGUGCGGCCCGGUUGCCGUCCGCACUCACGACUGAUUUUCUCAAUGUGCUGGGGCCGACAAUGGAGAUCAUUUGAUCUCCACUGCCGCCCCAAGGAGAACAUUCACGAACAUGCUUACUUGCUUUGAGGCCUCUCUGGUCAGGUGAGGAGAUCAAAGAUAUCCCUCACCUGCUCAGAGGCCCUUCGCUAGUGAGAGGUUGGACCUGGGAGGCAGUUCCUCCCUCGAGCAUGCUGGUCAGUAUUGCCACGGCAAUGCUCCGACACAGCAUUCUGCACGCGGGCUCUCCUGUCUGCAGGCUGUCUUCACUUCUCCCGCGAGCAUUCUGCCUCCCAGGUACUACCUCUCACUAACAAAGGGCACAAUCAUCACUACUCACCACCAGGGAUGGCAGUGUUCUCCCCCCUACCUUUGGAGGGGAGAACAUGAAGCAUUGGAAAAAAAAAAAAACCUCGUCCCUAUGACCCCUCACACACAGCACCCUGUGUGGGUGGGUCUGUGACUGUGUGUGGGGGGGGACGACGACGACUGUGAUCGUGUAUGUAUAUAUAGAGAUAUUCUAUCUAUAUCUCUCAAAAAUAGACUUGCUGGCACUCCUGGAUUUUCAGUGAAUACAUUUGUCACAAAUGGUCGAUGUUUCAGUUCCUAGUUGGAACGUUGGAAAGCUUUUGUGUCCUGAUGAAAGUUCCAACUAGGAACUGAAACGUCGACCAUUUAUGACAAUAAAUGUAUUCACUGAAAAUCCUGGCGUGCCGGCAAGUCUUCAAUUUUUGUAAUUUGUGUGGCUAGGCACCCGUUGUCCUUUGGCUAGAGAUAAGAGUGCAAAGGCUAGGAUUAUUGUAUGUAUGUCCCUUCAUUGGUAUCUUUAAAUAUGGAAAUCCCACGUAAGGAUAACAAUAAAGGAGUUAUCUGCUAAACAAAUUUAAGAAAAGGGUUUUUAAGGUUUUAUUAUAUAAAUUAUUUACGUUAUAGAUUUUGUGCGGCCCAGGUCGAUUUCCUCUGUGCUCAAUGUGGCCAAAGGAAGACAAAAGGUUGGACACCAAUGGUGUAUUGUUUUCACAAGCAGGGGGAGUGACACUUAUGCUAUAUUAUUGUGAGUUUGCUGGAUAGUCUCUUGGACUUUUUCCUUAAUUCCAUUAUUUUUAUGUAUAUCAACGUUUAUUUCCUAUGUGUACUGAUGAGGUUUACUAGCUACUGGAUAGUCCCAAUAUAAUUUUAUAGUGAUUUACCUAUACUUAUUUUAUACAAGCUUUUCUGAUCCAGUAUUAGAGCUGUUCUCAGUCUCCAUUUUUCUUAUUCCCGCUUGAGUCUAGAUAUUCUGUUCUUGAGAUCUCAGACCAUCUUACUUAUACCUUACCAUCAAGACAUUCUGCAGACCAGAGGAAUGUCAAACCUAUCUUAACACUAUACAGAUACACCUGACACAUAUGUUUAACAGAGUUAUUCACUAAAGUGAGAAUUUUUUAAUUUUUGCACAAAUCAUAGUGUAGCUGACUUGGGUAACUUCUCUAAUUUGGCUAUUUUAACCUUAAAUUGAAAUCUCACUUUAGUGAAUAACCCUAUAUUGUUAUAGGCAACCCCCUCCCCCUGUUAAAAUCUUUACCUGUUCUUUUUGUUAUCAAUCUGGCUUCACGUCCAGCUUCGAAAGUAAAAUGUUUAGACUAUAGACACCAUUUAGUCUUGCUACGCCAGGUCAAGUUCUCAUUAUUUUGCCUUGGCCUUGUUUGUAUACUUGCCAUGAAAUCAAGACUUACAUUUUUUGUUUGACUGCGGUUUAACCAGAAAGUAAACUGCAGUUACCGGUUUUAAUCUAUGAUAUUACUCCUGUCCAGAAAUGCCUGAACGUAUUGCUAUCUAAAAUCUAUGUAUACACCAAUUAUUGACACAAUUGGGAGAGCAUGUUGUUGCAGCUGCAGUAACACACGAAUGAGAGAUUAACCUGGAUUGAUCAAUUGGGAUAUGCAAUUUUAUUUUUGGUUUAUUGCAAGCAUAUACAUUUAACUUUAUUUACUUUGUUUUUAUUAUGGAUUAGAUUUUUAUAUAUUAUCUACCUUCGUUUAUAUUCAAUAAAAUAUUUUAAAGACAAGUUAUUGCUACCAAAUCCCUAUUUUUAUUGUAUUUUUCAAUUAUUUAUAAAAUAUUAAUAGAAAAACCCAACUAUAUAAAACUGUUGCUAAGAUACUCUUAAGCUCAGUCUUGCUAAAUUCUAGGCACUUACGAUGUUGAAGUAAUAGGGAACCACUUGCAAUUACAGUAUAUGUAUUUUUGUUUUGUAGAAAGGAAAGAAAAUUAAAUUUUGGGUGUCAUUUGGACCAUUUGAAAUGAAUUUCAGUCCUCUAGGAACGCUUUUCCUUGUGACUUUAUCCAGCCAUUUGCGAUAUUUGCUAUCUGCAUUUAACGUGGAGUUGCAGUUGGAGGGGCUUCCUCUGCCCUAAAUUAAUUGGUCAAAGACCAGUAAUAUGGAAUUUCACACUAGAAUUGAGAUGCUUAACUCUUGGUGAUAUGUCAUUCCAUCAUACCAAAGAAACUUGAGUGAUACUCAAGUCUACCAUAAUUUCAGACUCUACUGGGCUUUUUCACGGACUAUUGAAUUGUGACUUAUAAAAAAAACAAAAAACAAAAAAAAAAACACAAAACAAUAACUUGGACUAAAUUAAUCAAUAAAUUGCUAGCUGAAUAAUUUUGCAAAGUCAACUAUUGUGGCUUAAAUUUAGCAGUUUGCAUUCUCAAUUCACUUAUUGUAUUUACUGUUUAGUAAUUAACCCUGUUUUUGUUAUCAGAGUUAAAAGAUUUUGACCUAAAUUGUAAUAGUCCAUUAAACUAAGCUUCUAUUCGUUUGAAAAUAGUUGUGUAGACCAGGGUAAAAUAAAUUCAAGGUCCAAGAAUCUCCCAACAGUGGCCAUCAAUCUACUGCCACAUGCAAUUUGCUGGCCUCAAAGGCCAUAAAGAUAUUAGGACUUGGCCUCUAGUAGGGCAGGUUCGAUACUAAUGCAACACAGAUGGCCAUCUUAGGGAGAACCUGGAGAAGGAUGCAAAAACUGCCCACAGUUUGCAUGUUUCCUUUGGCACCUACCUCCCAACAUGGCCAGAUGUACUGGUAAGAGGGUGGCGACUGCAAAUUGUACUCGCUGUGCUCUUCUUGCGCAUUCCUUUUAGUGAUACUGGCAGCUGGGAUGUGAAGUCUCCCUGACAUCAAUAAAAGGUGUGGAUUGGAGCUGUGCAGAAAGAGCACAGUAAUCACAGCAGCCCCUCUGGACACCAGGGUGAAGAUCCAUUCCAGCCCGCACAGGUAGGAAGGUUGAGUAGACCUCUUAAAAUAAAAUAUCUUGUAUGUCUGAUUGUGAAUAUGUAUGUGCAUGCGAAUGUGUUUGAUUAUAUAGCUCCAUAAUUUAGUAUUGAAUGUAAAUCCAAGAUAAGGAUACAUGAUUGAGUUAUCUACUAAACUGUUGAAAGAUCAAAAUGUAUUGUGAUCUAUACAACUGUUUAAGAUUCUCAGGUGUGAAAUGGCUUUUAGUGGACUGCUAUAUUGAGUAGAUCCCAGUUUUGUAUAAUUACUUAUGGCAGUCUUUCGGUUCUGUGGCACGGUCUGCGCUGCCAAAGGCGCACCUUCGGCGUGGCUGAGGCCGCGUGUUGGGCCCGAAUACAUCAAGGCAGCCUCUCGGGUGAGUCCAUAUUUGCCAGUGGAGCCUUCAAGGGAAUGCAUAGGUGAUAUGACAGAUUGGCACAGAAGUUUGCAAAAAGGUGAUCAAUCAUUCAGAUAGUGAGGGUUGUGGUUCUCUGGGAGAGGUGUUACUAUUACUCAGGCUUGCAGCAACUGGUAAGGUGACGAGAAACUGCCACCAUAGUGUACAGGCUUAGGGUGUCAGGAUAUCCCUCACUGGUGAGGUGGUGGGGGGUUAGAGGGGAGAACUCAAGUUGAGCUUGUAGGAAUAAGCUGAGGGAAAUGCAUGCUGUCCAAUAAAAUGCAUGUCCUAGAGCAGGCAUAGGCAACCUUCGGCACUGCAGAUGUUUUGGAUUACACCUCCCAUGAUGCUUUGCCAUUAUGUGUGUAAGAGCAUUAUGGGGGAUGUAGUCCACAACAUCUGGAAUGCCGAAGGUUGCCUAUUCCUGUGACCUAGAGAAACAUUUAAUUCAGUGCUUUCCUAUAAGUAUUGCCUUUUGCUUUGAGUAAGCGUUCUUGUUGGGACAGUGACCUCAAUAUUGUUUUGAGUACAAAGCAAGUAAGAAAGAGAAUCAGUCUGACAGUGGGAGGGUGCCAUCUGGGAGCUUUGUGAAGGUGUUGAUAUUUUUUUGAAAUCAAUAGGUAUAUCAAGUAAGACGGGGGGCGCAGUCUAUUAACUCAUAAAACACUUUAGCAAGCUUUAGGGAAUAGGAGUUCACCUUUGUUUGCCUGGUGUCCUUGUCACUGUUGUACUGUGUGGUUUUCUAACUGGCUCUCUCCUCCAUGGUCUAUGGAAGAGAGAACUAAUCAAACAAUGAGUAGAUGCCCUUUCCCACAGCCAUAGUUGGUGACUUCUGCUGGGACUUCAUAUGUUGAUGGCAGAAGCUUUAUCCGCGGUUCUGUCUGUAAGGCAAAAUAGUCUUUACGGUCUUAGAAUGUAUAUUUGCAUUUGAAUUGCAAUAAAAUUCAAAUGAAGUAAAGGAGUAUUUAAUUUCAAGAUUUUAUCCUCUAUGAUGUACUCAGAAGUGACAGCUAAAAUAUCCACCCCCUCAGUACUGUGCAGUGGGUACAAGAUGUAAUAUUUCUGACAAAACAAGUUUGGCGAACGAGAGGUAAUUGGUUAUUGCAUGUGAGGGACCAGUUCAUUGUAAUGAGUAAGUUUUACAAUUUAAGCAGAGCUUCUCUUUUUGCUCUGCCCAUGUUGUACUACCAUUGAAUCAUACAACGUUGUCUCUUUAUGAUGCAUCAUCGACACUUGUUAGCCUACAUGACGCAACAAACUGUAUAUCUCACUUAAAGUGAAGUUGUGGUAUACAAACUGUGCUCUCUUCAUGCAUUCUAAAGAUAAUACAAACAUUAAAGGAUCACUAUAGUGUCAGGAAAACAAACACUUUUUCCUGACACUAUAUAAUCCUUAGGUCCCACUGGGCUGAAGGGGUUAAAACCGCUUCAGCCACUUACCUUUAUUAAAAACUCCCAAUAAAAACUCCCAAUAAAGCCUUUCUCAAUGCUUUCCUAUUGAUGGUUUGUGUGCUCAAUGAGACUUUCGCAUUGAGUGUCGAGGAAGCACCACUAGCGGCUGUCCGAAAGACAGCCACUAGAGGCUGGAUUAACCCUGCAUUGUAAACAUAGUUUCUCUGAAACUUUGUUUACAUCUGAAGGGUUAAAACCUGGGGGACCUGGCACCCAGACCACUUCAUUGAGCUGAAUUAUUCUGGGUGACUAUAGUGGUCCUUUAAACAAAAUUGUAUUGGAGUGCUCACAUCUAAUCUUUGGAAAGAAAUUGUGCACUUGUGUUGUAUGCACUACAUGGAAAACAUGGCUAAAAUAAAGUAUAGCCAGCCUGGCUUAUUGUCAGGACCUAGAAGUGGAGCUAAACCCUGGCAAGAUCUGUGAACUGAUGGUAUUUUUUAGCAAAAAUGGUGUACAGAUAUGGGCAGCAGCCUGAAGUUAUGGUGCUUAGGCUACUAGCUCUUUGACCUGAAUAGGUAUCCUUGUUAAAUCUACCCCAUGUUAGAAUCCUUAUAUAUUCCACAGGCUUCACAAAACUAUAAGGAAGUUUGUUUCCGGUGUGCACCAGUAGACAAAAAUGUGGUGUUUCUUAAAGGAUCACUAUAGUGCCCUGAGGGUGCCCCCACCCUCAGGGUCCCCCUCCCGCCCGGCUCUGGAAAGGGGAAAAGAGGUUAAACUUACCUUUUUCCAGCGCUGGGCGGGGAGCUCUCCUCCUCCGAUCCUCCGUUCCUCCUCCGGGCUGAAUGCGCACGCCGGGGCAAGAGCUGCGUGCGCAUUCAGCCAGUCACAUAGGAAAGCAUUCAUAAUGCUUUCCUAUGGACGCUGGCGUGCUCUCACUGGGAAAAUCACAGUGAGAAGCACGCAAGCGCCUCUAGUGGCUGUCAAUGAGCCAGCCACUAGAGGAUUAGGGGGAAGGCUUAACCCAUUCAUAAACAUAGCAGUUUCUCUGAAACUGCUAUGUUUAUGAAAAAAUGGGUUAACCCUAGCUGGACCUGGCACCCAGACCACUUCAUUAAGCUGAAGUGGUCUGGGUGCCUAGAGUGGUCCUUUAAUGAUGUCUGUCUAGGAUGCUGGGCCAGCAGCAGAGACCAGAAAGAAAACUAUAAUUAGGAAUACACACUUGUAUUUCUAACUCUAUAAUGUCCCUUCAAGAUUGCCCAGGGGCCCUAGGUAGGAUGCUAGUUAGAGAGGGGAGAAUGUGAAAGCAGUAGGUGAACGUCUUGAUAAAACUGGGUGCUUGAACUAGAAGGCUUGGCGAAUGAAAGGCUGGGAGUGGAUGGGUGGGGCUGGUGACCUAUAAGUAUUAGAUGGGAAGAAGUAGUUACAUUUGUAUUUGGGUACUUGGCAUUAUGUGACUGAGUGAGUAACUUUACUAAUCCAGCUUUGUAGAAAUCACUGCAGCUAUGAGCCCAAACCCUACCAGUACGUAUGCAUAUAAUAUGAUUCCAAAUUACAUUUAUAUGCUCCAUUUAGCUUUAAGCAUUUGUACUGCGGCAUCCCCGUGAGUGCAUGAACGACUUCAUGAAUGAAACUCCGGAAUGUUGACUAUCACAAUCUUUUUAUUGGCAUUAGUUAUUGGGCUGCUUAUUGCUCUUGUUGACGACAGUAGGUUUUGUCAUAGCUUACUGAAGAAGUUGCAAAAUUUGGAUAGUAUAAAUGGUGAAGAUUUUUUUUUGCUUUCUGUAAUCUGCAUAAUGCAGUACGAAGUGAGGAUAAAUUCCAGCAUGGAGUUUUACUGUUAAUGAAGGUAGGCACUUGAGUCAUACUAGUAUGGAAUGGGUGUGGACAUGAUCUUUAAAAUAGCAAUGUUUAAUUGCGCUCAUACAUACCAUACAAUCAUCACAGUAAAUCACACAAAUAAACUGCUAAAAUUACUACUUCCUUUUCACACUGAUCAUUAAAGUCUCUGUAUAUAGAUAUGUGUAUAAAUAUAUAUAAUUUUUAUGUUCGAUUUAGUUCUGAGUAAAAAAUCACUUGUAACACCCAUCCUACAAUCAUGCUAGCUGGGGGAGUGACAAAGGGUUACUCCAACCCUUUUAUACAUAUUUUUUCUUUCCUUUGUAGUGCCCUAUCAAGCACUAAUAGGUACCCUUAUUAAUUAGAAAAAAAAGGCUCAGGUGCAACUAGUGCUCAGCACAAUAGUACAACUAUCUCUCUUCAGUUUUUCAAUUAAAAACUGUGCACAUACAAACUCCCACGACCCUGGCCACUUCUAAAACCAGCACUGGUCAUGGUGGCAGGAGUAACCCUUUAUGUUAAAAUGAUACAUAUGCUUGCGUAAUGGAUAGGCGACCUUUUUUGGCUUUUUAAUUUGAGGUUAUGCUCCUAAAAAGAAUCUGAGUCACAUGAAAAUGUAAUAUUUAACUCUCUGAAUACCUCCUGAAAGUGAGAUGGUUUUCUAUGUAGGUUAGUCUGGCCCCUAAACUCUGCAAACUUUUGGUAACCCUUCUUUGGUCUUGGUUUUCUCUCUGCAGAGUGGAUGCUCUUCCAAAAGUUACCUGCCCAAAUCAUCCUGAUGCCCUCCUUGUAGAAGAUUAUAGAGCUGGUGAUAUGAUCUGUUCAGAAUGUGGCUUGGUAGUAGGUAAGUCUGGUGGUUUUAAAUGUUUUCUGUAAAUAGGUUGGUAAAUUCAGUCAAAAUCAGUCUACACUAUUAACACCCACUCCCCUUCAAGCACUUACUAUACAAGUUUAUAAAAUGAGGGCACUGAAUAAUCAGAUGCCAAAUCCACACACCACUCUUUGUGUACCAGAUAACAAUAAAUAUAAUACUUACACAUAUACAGGUGUAUAUUGAAGAUAUUCCAUGUGGUAAAUUCCUAUAACAAAAAAACAGUACAUAGUAUAGACUGUAUAUAUAGAUGGAAAAAUAAAAAUAAUUGAAUCCACUCACGGAUUACAGAGCCGUACCAGGCUCUGUAUAUAGUGCCCAAAGGUGCUUCAAUAGGCUAAACUGAGAAUCUCAGGUGAUGUCCCCCAGAAUCAGAAGAAGCAGCGAUGGUGAUAAAAGAUGAACAAAUUUAUUGUAGAUAAAAAAUAUAAACACAACUGUGUUGAUCUCAUAUAGUAAUACACAGUCACAAUAAUGCAGACGCAUUUCAACUCAGUCCGCGUUUUCUUCAGUGCAUAGGAAUUCAUCUAGCUGCUUUUUCUUUUAAAUUCGCCGCUUCUGUGGUUGCCGAUCACGUGGGCGGAAGUUCGGCUUGCCGGCGUCUGAUAUCACUUCCGGUUUUCCGGCGCUCAUUUCAUCAGCUUGAUUCACUUGAAGUUGUUUGCCCAAUUGAAGCAAAAGCUUCCAUAUUGUAAGUAGGCAUCUAUUAGGACUUCUUAAAUGCAUAUAUAUACAAAUUAAAUAAUAUAACACAAUUGUGUGUAUAAAUAUGAAUAAUACCUAUGGAGAUCUUACAAAGGGAGAAUAAGGAAAUAUUGUGCAAUGUCAUACAAAUACUUAUCACAUAUAUAACAUAUAGAUCCAGCCCAUAUGAAUAGGAUUGGUUGGUCCAAGAUCAGUAAAAGUAAAAAUAGUAAUAGAAGAAAUAAAAAUAGAGAUAAAAAUAAAUAUUAAAAUUAUAAGUAUAAAAAUAAAUAUAAAUAAAAUAAAUAAUAAUGAAAAUAAAAAUAUAAAUAAAUGAUAAUAAAAAUAAGACAGAAAAUAUCUAUAAAUAGAAGAUAUAUAUAUAUAUAUAUAUAUAUAUAUAUUAUAAACAUGUGUAAUGGCUAUAAAAAAUUAGCCAACUCAAAAUCUAAAUUUAGACCUUUGGGGGAUAGAGUAUUCAACGCAAAAAUCCACCUACUUUCAAAUUUACAAAGUUCUUUAAAGUUAUCUUCACCCCUCCAAUCCUUUUUCGUUUUGGCAAUAGCAAUAAAACUGACAUAAGAAGGAUCACUGUUAUGAUAUUGUGAAAAAUGUGCAGACACACUGUGUUUAGCAUAUCCUCUCUGUAUAUUACCCAAAUGCUCCAUCAUGCGGGUUUUUAAAGUCCUUGUGGUCAUUCCCACGUAUUGUAAUCCACAAGGGCACCAAAGGAGAUAUAUUACAUUGCUGGAGUGACAUGUGAGGAUAGAAUUGAUUUUAUAUUCGUUUUGUGAUGUAUUGGAAAUAAAUUUGGUGUAAGUAUCUUUUUAAAAUUUUGUCCUUUUACAGGCUGUGCACAUUUUACACGGAUUGAAACCAGAUUUCUAGUUAAAAACAUUGGUAUUAGUGACAUUAGUUUUUAUGAUUUUUGACUAAUAAGGUUUGAAGGUUUUUUGUACCUCCUAUAUACAAUUUUUGUCUUUUUACUGAUAUCAUUAAGACCUUCUUGAGUUCUCAAAAUAUGCCAAUAUUUGUUAAUAAUUGCUUUAAUGUGGCUAGCGUCGCCACUAUAGUCCAAAAUCAAAAGGGGUUCCUCUGUCCGUUUAGUUACUUGUUUAUCUUUAUAUUUUAACUAAAUCAAUUAACAAAUAUUGGCAUAUUUUGAGAACUGAUGAAGGUCUUAAUGAUAUCAUCAGUAAAAAGGUUGUUUUACCUUUUUUUUUCUCCUUCACUGUGACUGGCCCUGCCUCCAUGGCUGCGAUCAUAAACUUCAUUUCAGCCAAUCCCAUUCUUCCCCAAAGGAAAGCUUUGGGAGGCUACUGCGCAAGCAGUGUUUAAAUUGAAGAGUCUGCAGAGACUACAUUAACCACUACAUUAAGCUGUGGUGGAUUUAGGGACUAUAGUGUCACUUUAACCCCUUAAGGACACAUGACGUGUGACAUGUCAUUAUUCCUUUUUAUUCCAGAAGUUUGGUCCUUAUGGGGUUAAAGAAUGUUAUGCUUCAGUCAUCCUUUCAGUGUUAACAGCACCUUCUGCAGAAUAAUUUGUAGUGAGAUAAAGAAUAACUGUGGCCAUUACUAUGAAGCGUUGAAUUAUGGAAACCGGGGUCUGUGAAUUGCUGUAUAUACAGAUUUCCUAAAGCUACUUCAAAUUCAAACCUUAUUUGUUCAAGAAUAUAGACUGUAAAUCAUGGGAGUGGUAAUGCAGCAGCUGCAGGGCUUUCAUGGUCAUUGUACACAUAUUUUACUGCUUGUAAUUUCAGGUGAUCGAGUUAUUGAUGUUGGAUCAGAAUGGAGAACGUUUAGCAAUGACAAAGCCACAAAAGAUCCUUCUAGAGUUGGAGAUACUCAAAAUCCCCUGUUAAGUGGUGGAGAUUUAUCUACAAUGAUUGGCAAGGUACUCAUCCUCAUGAGAAGUUCGAUGUAAUGGACUGAAAUGUUAACACUGUAUUUUUUUAUAUAUAAUAUAUACACACACACUGCCGUAAUAAGCAGAUUUGAAGCAUUACAAGUCCUGUGAGUGUACUCAUGCUUUAGCAGUGCCCAUAAAGUAGAUCCCCAGAUGUUUUAAAACUACAGCUUCCAUGAUGACAAUCUAAAGCAUUCUAAAGGCAUGCAAAGCAUCAUGGGAGUUGUAAAUUUACAACAUCUGGGGAUCUACCAUUUGAUAACCCCUGCUUCAGGCUAUUUCUAAACUGUUUAUAUUUGAGCACUGGGGCAAUGAAGUUCGUGAGGAGAAGCAUCUCUAUCUCCCUCUCCCGAGUGUUACAAUGUAUAAGAUGCAAACUUUCAGUCACUAGCACAUGGAAUGAAUUCUGUACAAUGUACAUUUCAGUAGCUUUAUGGGAAAGCCUUUGCAUAUGUGCAGUAGUGCUAAGUGUUCUGCAUGGAAAUACCAAUUUAUUUUUGAUUAUCAGCAGGUCUUCCAGAUUGUUGCUAAAGGUUGUCAGUGUUUUAUCUAGGGAUCGACAGAUUAUCGGUCUGGCCGAUAUUCUGUAUUUUUGGCAAGGUUGGUAUCGGCCUAUAGAGAAACAGAUAAUGCAGACCUGGACCGCUAGGCCCAUGACAAGCCUGGCGGUCCUGGAGGGCCCACAUCAAGCUCUUACCUUCCCAGCAGCUCCCCGGUCUAAAUCUCGCAAGUCCCGCCGUUGUCAGGGUUACCAUGGCAACGAGGCACGCAGGCCGCAAGAUUUAGACAGGGUUGCUGAAGGGAACUGCUGGGAGGGUAAGAGCGAGCUUGCUGCGGGCCCCCACUGCAGUCCAUGCCACAGGACCACCAGGGAAUACCAUAUCCCCCCAUCUCUGGCCAAGUAAGAAGCAGGGAGCGUGGGACUAAAACUAAAUAAAAUUAAAUAUUAAAAUUAUGCCGCCCCCAUAUUUUUUUCACACACAUACACACACACACACACACACACUAUAUUCACUACACAUGCGCGCUCGCUGCGUUCACUCCACGUGCUCGCUGCGUUCACUCCACGUGCUCGCUGCGUUCACUCCACGUGCUCGCUGCGUUCACUCCACGUGCUCGCUGCGUUCACUCCACGUGCUCGCUGCGUUCACUCCACGUGCUCGCUGCGUUCACUCCACGUUCGUUGCGCUCGCUGUGCGUUUGCUAUAGUCACAGAGACCACUUCAGCUCAAUUAAGUGGUCUGGGUGCCAUGUCCCUCAGGUUUUAACCCUUCAGAUGCAAACAUAGCAGUUUCAGAGAAACUGCUUUGUUUACAUCUGGGGUUAAUGCAGCCCCUAGUGGCUGUCUUCCGGACAGCCACUAGAGGCGCAUCUGCGACGCUGGAUGCAAAUUUUGCGUCCAUAGGAAAGCAUUGAGAAAUGCUUUCCUAUGGACACUUUGCGCGCGUGGCACUUGCCGUGCAUGCGCAUUCCGCUCCACUUGGGAGCUGAUGGCGGGGGAGGAGAGGUCACCAGCGCUGAGGGAGCCUGGCGCUGGAUAAAGGAAAGUGGCUGAAGGGGUUUUGACCCUUGCUUUGUUCAGUUUCUUAAAAUAGGAUUAUAUCAUUUUGAACAGUGUAAACUGAUCUUUUCUUCCACUUUGCCAAGUAACCAAAUGCUAUGGCAGUUUACCAGGCAAUAGUUUCCAGCAUGCUGAUUUUAAAGAAUAUUAAACUGUUCCAUUUACUGUGCUCUGUAUAUUGUAUAUUUCUGAGUAUUUUUAUAUCUUAACCACAGGGUACUGGUUCAGCAAGUUUUGAUGAGUUUGGAAACUCAAAAUAUCAAAAUCGUAGGACAAUGAGCAGUUCAGACCGAGCAAUGAUGAAUGCAUUCAAAGAAAUCACAAAUAUGGCAGACCGAAUCAACCUUCCUCGUAAUAUAGUCGUAAGUAAGAGUCCUAAUGGAAUGAACUAUAAUUAACUGGCAUGUUUCUCAAUGUAAUAUAUCCUUUAUUUUUAUUUUUUUUUAUAUAUAAGGAUCGUACAAAUAAUUUAUUUAAGCAAGUAUAUGAACAAAAGAGCCUGAAGGGAAGAAGUAACGAUGCCAUAGCUUCUGCAUGCCUCUACAUUGCCUGUAGACAAGAAGGUGUACCCCGAACGUUUAAAGGUGAGCUAUCUAUGCCUUUUUUUUGGUCAGGCUAGAAAAAUGGUUUCAAAAUAACUGUAUUAAUAUUUAAUGGUACAUAAAAUAAAGAUGGCAAGAUUUGCUUAUGUUAUAUAAAGGGCUUAUUAAACCUUUUAAUCAAAGGAUUACAUUUCCUUAAUGUCAAAAUAGUUUAAUCUCUUAAAAAAAGUCACCUAUCAAACAUUUUUAAGUAACCAAGUAAAUUGGUUUUAAAUGUAAAAAACCAUACUGAAUAGAAAAGGCUGAGCCUUGCAUGCGAUGAUGAUUUUACCAAAGCAAAGCUUAACAUCUGACUAGAUCAGGGAUAGGCAACAUUUUAGUAGUACUGUGCCAAAACAAGAUCUUGAAGGCCCUUGGUGUGAAAGUCCUAUAUUUUUUUAAUUUUUUUUUUUUCUAAUCAAGCUUUUCAUGUUACCAGUUUCUACUUGUUGGGUGCUGCAGUUGCUUUGUACAGUUGUAUUUGUGAACAUGUGGGCUUGUUAUAUUGUAUAUGUUUUUGAGGAGUUAUUGGUAUUUAAUACAUAUGUAUGGGGGCUACUUGUGGAAGUGUGUAUGUGUAGGAUGUCACAUUGCGUGUUUGAAGGUGUGUGUGUCGGACUGCUUGUGGUAUUGCAUGUGAGAGGCUGCUUGUGUAGUUUUGUGUGUGGGGAGGCUUCUUUCGUAGCUCUGUGUAUAUCUAGCAGUAUGGGUUGCUUCCCUGGGGUCCAGUGGAGACCGGGCUGACCAGGUCCAGGUUAAAGGACCACUAUAGUGCCAGGAAAACAUACUCGUUUACCUGGCACUAUAGUGCCCUGAGGGUGCCCCCACCCUCAGGGACCCCCUCCCGCCCGGCUCUGGAAGGGGGAAAGGGGUUUAAACAUACCUUUUUCCAGCGCUGGGCGGAGAGCUCUCCUCCUUCGUUCCCCCCGUCGGCUGAAUGCGCACGCACGGCAAGAGCUGCGCGCGCAUUCAGCAGGUCACAUAGGAAAGCAUUCAUAAUGCCUUCCUAUGGACGCUGGCGUGCUCUCACUGUGAAAAUCACAGUAAGAAGCACGCAAGCGCCUCUAGCGGCUGUCAAUGAAACAGCCACUAGAGGAUUAGGGGGAAGGCUUAACCCAUUAAAAACAUAGCAGUUUCUCUAAAACUGCCAUGUUUAUUAAAAAAAAUGGGUUAACCCUAGCUGGACCUGGCACGCAGACAACUUCAUUAAGCUGAAUUGGUCUGGGUGCCUAGAGUGGUCCUUUAAAGGCAGGAGCUGCGAAACCCGCUGUGGGCUGCUCUACUCUAGUGUGGACUCCCAUUCACAAGUGCUGGGGAGGAAGUGAUCUUAACAAUAAAAGCACCCGCCAAAUAUCAUGUAGGUCCCCUGCAUGCUGCCAAAACAGCUCUAAUGUGCUGAGGCAUGGACUCCACAACACCUCUGAGCAUGUCCUGUGGUAUCUAAAACACAGCAGUAGAUCCUUUAAAGCAGCACUGUCACCUCAAACUUGCCUUCUAUUUUUUCCUCUUUUCUUCAAGAAACUUUUAUUUUCUUUAUUUCUAAUCUAUUUUUCUUUAAAACAUAAGACAAAGUAGGGAUUACUUUCUUAUGUAUUUUUCAUACGCUUGACUUUCUUUGACCCAAGGAGGAGCAUAAUUCCACUCCAUUUCCUGUGUCAAGGAGGAGUGUUGUGGGGAAACUUUCUUUGACACAGGAAAUGGAGUGCACUCCAUCGGGUCAAAUAAAGUCAAGCAUAGGAAAAAUAAAUAAGACAAAGUGGCCCCUACUGUGUCUUAUUUUAAAGAUAACUAGAUCAGAAAAAAAGAAAACAGAUUCUGAGAGGAAGAGAAGAGUAAACAAUUAGGGGAUGGGUUAGUUCAGUGUGAUAGUACCUCUAAGUCCUGCAAGUUGAGGUUGGGUCUCAGUGGAUCAGUUCUUUCUGCACAUUCCACAGAUGAUAAAUUGGUUUGAGAUCUGGCAAAUUUGUAGGCCUUGUUCCUCAACCCAUUCAUGAACAAUUUUUGUAGUGUGGCAGGGUGCAUUAUCCUGCAACAUCACUACUCACAUUAUGGAACACCAUUGCCAUGAAGCGGUAUAGGUGGUUUGAAACAACCUCCACAUUGGUGGUACUUUUCAAAGUAACAUUAAUAUGUAUGCCAGGACUCGAAGCUUACCAGUGCAUUACCCUCUCUGCUGGCCUUCUUCCCACAGUGCAUACUGCUGCCAUCUCUUUUCAAGGUAAAUCGCACGCGUGUGCGAAAUGUGAUUCAUCAGACCAAGCAGUGUUCUUCCAUGGUCCAGCUCUGAUACUGACAUACUUUGGCAGUGGACAGUAAUCAUAAUGGGCAUUCUGACCUGUCUGUGGCUACACAGCCCUGUACGCAUUAAACCGUGAUGCACUGUGUGCUCUGACACAUUUUCCACUAAGCCCAGCAUUUCGUUUUUCAGCAGCUUGAGCUACCUUAGUUCUUAUGCAUGAUCAGACCAGACGGUUUAGCCAUUGCUCCCCAUGUGCAUCAAUAAGCCUUCGAUACACAUGACCCUGACUCCAGUUCACAGGUUCUUUCCUUGCACCAUUUUUAAGUACUAACCACUGCAUAUUGGAAACACCCCAUACGAAUUUGGAGAUGCUCUGACCCAAAAAACUAGCAAUCUCUAUUUGUCCCUUGUCAAAAUCACUCAGAUUGUCUCUUGACCAUUUUUCUUGCUUCCAACACAUGGAAUUUAAGAAAUGACUGUUUACUUGUCCAAUAUAUCCCAACCCUUGUCUGAUGACAAAACUAAAUCAAUGGUAAUUCACCCGUGUGAUUCUAAUAUGGCUGAUCAGUUUGUGGGCCAUGUACAGUUCUUCAUGGACAUGCUACAGAGCACUUGUUUACUUUAAUACGGACAGUUUAUCAUAAUUCUGCAGGGUCUGUAUCUAUUACGAACAGUAAGUUUAAUCUAUCAUGAAGUGUAUGUUACUCAAUAUUUGCUAUAGCUCUGUACACUUUUUAUUUCCUCUAGAAAUUUGUGCAGUGUCCAGAAUUUCAAAGAAAGAAAUUGGAAGAUGCUUUAAGCUUAUCCUGAAAGCUCUGGAAACAAAUGUAGAUUUAAUUACAACUGGAGACUUCAUGUCGAGAUUCUGUUCCAACCUGGGUCUCACCAAGCAAGUACAAAUGGCAGCUACCUACAUUGCACGCAAAGCUGUGGAAUUAGACUUGGUUCCUGGAAGAAGUCCUAUUUCUGUGGCGGCUGCUGCUAUUUACAUGGCUUCACAAGCAUCUGCAGAGAAGAGAACACAAAAAGGUAAUUAAAACAAAUCCGUUAAAAUUGGCAUGGAUUUUAAAUAGUCAAUCUACAACUCGUGCUACUUUCUCACUGAAUAUCCUUAUAGCCAGUAAACUAUUGGAUUAAAACAAGACUUUCAACAGCGGCAUCACAUGCUUAGUCAAAAUAGUCAGCUUUUUCCCCCUGCCGAUUAUAGCAUGCCUAAUUAGCAUAAACAAAAAAUCAUUAUUGUGAAAGGCAUAUAGUUUGAAGUUAAAGUAAACAGAAGAAAUUAUUGCUGCUGGAUAUCGUGACUGAGUUGUACAGAAGCUCAAAAAACACCUUUUGUUCAUGAACUAGUCUAGUCAUUUUUUUGGAAACUUUUUCUAAUUUACGAGCUCCUGCAAAGGGAUGGGGUUAUUUAAAAUGAGGCUGUUUACUCGCUUAAGUAAAUGUAAAAGCUGUUCUGAAAAUAACAUUUGAAGUAUGUUUGUAAAAUUAUGUGAUAUGUCUUAGUCUCUAGAAUGUCCCUUAUACAUAAAGCUGUACUUUUUAAAUGGUUUUGGCAAGCCUUUGUUCUGACCUCUUUAUCACAUAGUUCUUCUCCCCCUCUACCUCAGCCCUGACAUUAACCAUACAAAGACUGAUCUGUUUGCUUCCUACAGAGUCUACAAAAAGCCCUAUUGAAUGCUUGGUACCUGUAUUUACGGUAUUAUGCUACGUACAGACUUUUACAGUAAGCUGUCAUUUUAGGAAACUACAUUCCAGUUCUUUUCAGAUACAUGCAAAAUAGAAUGUCACAGGGAUAAGGGAGAAAAUACAUUUAAUAUAUUUCACACUAUAUAGUAUCCUUUAUUUUGCAGUAUUUCAGACUUUUGGCAUCUUUUACAAAAAUGGUUUAAAGGUACUUGAAGUAUGGAAUGACUGGCUGACACGUAAAAUGCUCAUAUCAAUUAACCCACUACUAAAUGUGAUUCAUGGUGUUAAAAAACAAAAUAAAACAGGCCAUUAAAAAAACUUUCUAAAUGUUUUAUGAACACAUACAAAGUUAUUUACCAAUUGUUUUUUAUUUUUUAUUUUCUUUCAACAGAAAUUGGUGACAUUGCAGGAGUUGCUGAUGUUACAAUCCGGCAGUCUUAUAGAUUGAUCUAUCCGAGAGCUCCAGACUUGUUUCCAGCAGACUUCAAGUUUGACACACCUGUUGAUAAGCUGCCACAGCUUUGAGCUGUUACUGUUAGAGAAUACUUAACCUUGUGCAAACCGGUUUGUUUUAAGUGUGUACAAAGCCUCAAUAUAAGAUUGGAAAGAACUUCUUACAAGCUUGUGAUGAACCACAUUCCAAGACUGAUAUUUCAUAUGUAUAUAGGAUUGUGUUAAAUAUUUAAUAUCAGAAUUUUUUUUUCCUCCAGUUCAUUGUGUUAAAUACUUCCCAACCUAAAACACAGUGUAUUCCAAAAAGCAUUACUGUAACGGAGAACCAAUUUUUCUGCUCAACCAUUGUGGUUUUGCACUGUUGGUUCUUGAUUUAAAAAUGAUGGGUAAGUAGCCUGUGAAGUAACUAAGGCUGCGUGUAAUACAACCUAAUAUCUGAUUUGGACCUUUUUACUGUAUUGUACAAUGUUUACAGAGGAUUUGUAAUUUUGUGUACAUGUUUUUAUGUGUGAAGUACAGUUUCUAUUUAAUAUAUACUUUAAAGCCAAAUGGCCUACUGUGAGCCUUUUGUUUUUUGUUUUUCUUUAGCACAAGCUAAAUCCGUUUGGCAGUUGAAGUGUUUAAUCUAGCAGUAGCUUGCUUUAAAUUGCAAUCAACCUGUGAAAAGGGAUGUAAAUUUUUUGUAUGGUUUUGUAUACUACUUAUUGCAUUGAUUAAACAUUUUGCAAGGCUUUGUAGUAAACAUUAGCUGUUUGUGUAGUCUUUGGUAAAUUAUAAUAUUACCAACCAAGACUAGGCAUUUUAUGCCUAUUGACACACAGGUGGUUUUCUUUGGUCCGGAUUAUAAGAAUGCAUGCUGAUAUUUGGUUGUACCAGCUAGAGUUCAAAACAAAGAUGGCAGCACCAAGCAGUGAGAGGUUCAGCUUAGAAUGUCUGCCGUCAGCCUUUUAAGUGGUCACGUCAUGGUCUUUUCAAUAGUCAGCGCUGCUACGGGGGACACUAU
Molecule: messenger RNA, 22890 nt
Organism: Pelobates cultripes (western spadefoot toad)
Lineage: Eukaryota; Metazoa; Chordata; Amphibia; Anura; Pelobatidae
Source: the annotation of a GenBank genome assembly